Oryza brachyantha (malo sina) is the source of this 3537-nucleotide messenger RNA. RefSeq lists its product as uncharacterized. Gene Ontology annotation, biological process: proteolysis. The coding region runs from base 1 to 3537 and encodes 1178 amino acids. The record is from RefSeq and is a predicted model, not a curated record. NCBI's taxonomy places the organism in Eukaryota, Viridiplantae, Streptophyta, Magnoliopsida, Poales, Poaceae. The transcript has 11 exons. Gene Ontology annotation, molecular function: cysteine-type peptidase activity; protein binding.
AUGACCAUCUCGGCAUGCAGGGCCACCAGCGGUGGAUUUGCAACAGUUUGCUCGCCGUUCUUCUCGGCGUUCGACGCCGCGCUGUGGGGCCUCAUGGCGUGGAAGAUCGUGCGGCACGUGCGGCCGCUGUGGGCGCGGUGCGGCUGCCGCGGGCUCGCCGGCGCCGUCCUCAACCGGCGCCGCGCGCCGUGCCACUCGACCGUGCCGUUGCUGCACGUGUGCGCCCUGGUCGAGAUAGAAAGCAAAACUUUUGGUUCAAAUGAGUCUGGACCAGACAAUUCCUUCUGGACACAACAGGGGGGCCUCAGGAGCACAGAAUGGUUCUCAUGUAGAACAAUUGCCUUCUCAAGUGCCCCUUUUGUAGUAACUCUCUUUGUGCUGACUUGUGUAGAACCAGAAGUUCUUUUCACUAUUAGCACUGUUGGAAAUGCAACUGAUUACAUGGCUAAGUUUGUGGUGAAACCCAAAAAGGAGCUGAAAUCACCAUUCUUGGUAAAGCGCCAUCUCUUCCUGAAGAGACGACCUGAUCCUACUAUACUAGACGAAUUGUACAGAUUGACAACAGAUAUGAACCAUCCUGAGACGUCCAUUUGGGCAUCAAGCAAUGGCCCGUUCCCCAUCCGUUUAAGCCAUGCAGCUAUCAAGAAAUCAGUAGAACAAGGAAAAGUGAUGGAUAGGACUUGCCUCAACAUGGCUGUCAGAAAUAUGGCAAGAGAGGAUGCUGAAAAUUUUAUGAACACAAAAUGUCUAGGUUGGAGGCAUUAUGUUGAUUCAAACUGGAUGCAAUCGACCAAGGUUACCAACAAUCUAAGGACUGCGUAUUCCCGUGAAGCUACUCUGUAUGAUCCUUCAGGAUCACAUCUGGUACUAAUUCCUGUAAUAGAUGCUGGCCAAUGGACACUGUAUGCUUUCAACAUGUGCGAGAAGAAGCUCAGCAUUCUGGACUCUCGACGAGAUGCCAGCGAAGGCGGCGAUGAGGAUCCUGCGAGGCGCCACGAGGAGACCCGGAGAGCUGUGUGCGCUGCUCUUGACAAAACCAUGGAUCUUGACUUCAGUUUGCUCUCCUGGGACUGCGAGCUUCCCAAAGUGCCUAGGCAACAGAACAGUUGUGACUCUGGAUUCUUUGUAUUCAAUUUUAUGCGUUUGUGGGAUGGUCAUCGGCUGAUUCGCUGGUUUUCAACUGAAACAAUGGAGUUGCGAAAGAACUUUCUGGCAUACAUACUCUCCAGCUCGAAUGAGCAUCAUCCUGAAAUGCCUGCUAAUGUUUCUGAGUUGAUAAAAAGGCUCCCUGGGGACACGAGGAUGGAUCUUGAGCUAUUGAAGGCUGCAAGGGCACGCAACAUAGUUGCAUUCUGCAAACUCAUAGAUCCACAACGAAGCGCAGAACCGAGCAUAAAUCAUGCGUCAAUCAGUAUCAACCAUCAGCCGGCGUUCUGUUCGUGCCUCUGCUACUGUUUCCAUUUCGAGUGCACAUCGUCACGCCGUUCUGACGAUCAAAUAAUGCAGAGCGCAGCGAAAUCAACAUCUAGUACUGACAGAGGCCAGCCAACCGAUGAUAGCACCACGAAUUCAGCAGCCAACACUUGUCCACUGAUACGGCAAGUGACGGCUGAUGGCAGCGGUGUGCUCCACAUCGCCGCAAGCUUCGGUGAUGUCAAACCUGUGGAAGCCGUCAUGGAACGGCAGCGGAACGAAGGCGGCGUCGCAGCGGUGGCGGCGCUUCUUCGAGCCGAGAACAAUAGAGGGGACAGGCCGCUGCACCACGCGGCUGCCACGGGGAGCAGGGAGACCACCGAGCGCAUCGUGGAGAGAGCGAAGCAGAUCAUGGGGGAAGAGUCUGAGGCCGCGUUCGUGUGGUUUCUGCGCGCGAGAAACCUCGACGGUCAGACUUGCCUGCAUGAGGCUGUACGGCUCGGCCACAGGGAUGUUGUGGAGUAUUUGGUUCGGGAAGAUGCACGUUGUUGUUGUAGGGUUCCGAACCGAUCGAGGGAAGUCGCGCAGCCGCUGGUGCAGGCCGUGGACAACGAGCGCAUUUCUCCGCUCUACCUAGCCACCACCCUGCUAAGAGAGGAGAUUGUGGAGGCGCUGCUUGCAGAAAGUGUGGCUUCGGUAAUCUCGCCAUCCUAUUCUGGGCCGGCAGGAAAAACAGCCUUACAUGCUGCUGUUCUCUUGAGCAAAGAACUGAGUAGCAUACUGGUGAAUUGGAAGCCUAGUCUCAUCCGGACACCAGAUGAAUCUGGGAGCACCCCACUUCACUAUUUGGCAGACGGGAAGUACACAGAUGAGGCCAGCUGCAUUUCCAUUACUGAACUUCUCCUUAACAAGGACCCAUCGUCAGGCUACUGCGAAGAUUCAGAGGACUCGUUGCCCAUUCACGUUGCUGCUGCAUAUAAUACGCUUUGCAUCAUCGAUCAGUUCGUGAAAAUGUGCCCUGGCUGUGAGUCAUCACGCAAUGCCUCUGGCCAGACAAUCCUCCAUGUUGCUGUUCAAAGGGGAAGCUAUGAUAUCGUGCGACUUGUUUGUUCAGAUGUCAGGUUUAAGAUGAUACUGAACACGAAGGAUAACGAUGGAAAUACUGCACUUCAUUUGGCUGUCCAGAAGGGAUGUCGCAAGACGUUUGGCUUCUUGAUAGGAAACAGGGGUGUCUGUGUAAGCACCAGAAACAAAAAUGGGUAUACGCCUCUUGAUCUUGCUGUGCUGAACAAAACAAGCAGAUGGACGUAUGUCACUUAUUGGCCAGGCCACCAGCGGUGGAUUUGCAACAGUUUGCUCGCCGCCGGAGCUGACUACGGCACCUUCCGCGCCGACCACCUCCCCGCCGGCAACAUCCCUGCAGCAGCUGCUACCGAUCAGGCAGCAGACAGCCAGGCGUUCUCCGAGACCCUGAGCAAAUCCGCGGCGGUAAUGGCGACAUGCGCGGCGCUGCUCUUCAACGCGGCGCUCAACAUGUUCCUCAACGCAGAUUCGGUCUACCGCACCAGCAAGAACACCACGGCAGCAGCAGCAACCCCUCAGGGGAUCGACCAGGCGAGGCUAUAUCUGAAGGUGAAGAAGCUGAGCGCGGACUCGCUGAGCGUCUCCGCGUGCGCCAUCCUCCUGUUCGCCAUCGCCGGGUUCCCCAUCCUUCCCGGCGCCAUCGGCCGCACCGUCGCGCUCAUCCUGGGCCUCGGCGUGCUCGUCGUGUCGUCCAUGAUCAGCCUCCAGGCGUUGGCCGAGCGGCUCGACCUGUCGAGGGUCUACGGCACCGGGAUGGGCGCCUUCUGCCUGCUCCUCUCGCUCUUCUACGCCGUGCUGUGCGGCGACCUGGCGUGGAGGACAGCGCGGCACGCGCGACCGCUCUGGGCGCGGUGCGGCCGCCGCGGGCUCGUCGGCGCCGUCGUCAACCUGCGCCGCGCGCGGAGCCACUCCGCCGUCCCGUUGCUGCAUGUCUGCGCCCUGGUCGAGGUGUUGGUGCUGACAUGCGCUAUUCUCGCCUGGGGCGUGCUGAUCGUAACCAAAAGUUUCCCAGUAUCGCUGUGGCAGCUUAUUAGCAAGUGA